This is a messenger RNA of Uranotaenia lowii, 2199 nucleotides long. Its product is annotated as signal recognition particle subunit SRP72-like. Gene Ontology annotation, molecular function: ribosome binding; protein binding; 7S RNA binding. Bases 130 to 2115 code for a protein of 661 amino acids. The transcript has 3 exons. Gene Ontology annotation, biological process: SRP-dependent cotranslational protein targeting to membrane. The record is from RefSeq and is a predicted model, not a curated record. Gene Ontology annotation, cellular component: signal recognition particle, endoplasmic reticulum targeting. NCBI's taxonomy places the organism in Eukaryota, Metazoa, Arthropoda, Insecta, Diptera, Culicidae.
AGCUUGUCAUCAUCGGAAAAGUUCGUGCAUGGUGGAAAUCGACUAGCAAAAGUGGUGUGAAUUGUGAUUGAAUUUCGUUGAAUAAAGCAAUAUUCUGAUCCAUUUCUGGUUCCGCGACUCGGAGGAAACAUGUCAAAAGCGGAAAAUCGCGAAAUAACCAUCCGCCAACUGUACACGGAGCUGAACAAGCAGGGUUCCAAUGGCGAGUAUGAGAAGGCACUCAAAUCGGCCAACAAAAUUUUGGCCCUGGAACAGAACGAACAGAAGGCGCUCCAGUGCAAGCUAGUUUGUCUAAUUCAGCUGAACAAGUUCGAGGAGGUGAUCAAGUUCCUGGACAGGACCCAACCGUCGCACGAUUGUACCUUCGAGCGGGCCUACUGCGAGUACCGGAUGAACCAGCCAGAGGCGGCCUUUAAAACCAUCCAAAACAGCGGCAUCAAACCACUGCCCCCAAAUCUAAAGGAACUGCAGGCCCAGAUUCUCUAUCGUUUGGAAAAGUUCGAGGAAUGCUUCGAUAUGUACAAGGACAUCAUCAAGAACACCCACGACGAUUACGAUGACGAAAGAACCACCAAUCUGAGUGCGGUGGCCGCCAAUCUGAGUAUCGAGGGUUCGAAGAAGGAGGUUCCAGCUUUGCGCGAGGAUACCUAUGAGUUGACAUACAAUGCAGCUUGUGCCGUGGCUGGAAAGCAGCAGUUUUCGGAGGCAGAGAAAAAGCUGCGUACCAGCGAAAAACUGUGCCGCGAUUUUCUGGAAGAAGAUGGAGCAACGGAAGAGGACAUCAUGGAUGAGCUGGCGAUCAUUAAAGUUCAACUGGCUUACUGUCUGCAGAUGCAGGGCAAGAGCAAGGAAGCUUCUAUUAUUUACACUGAUGUUUUGAAGCAUAAAACCAACGAUCAUGCUUUGACGGCAGUCGCCAGCAACAAUUUGGUGGUCAUCAACAAGGACCAAAAUAUGUUCGAUUCCAAGAAAAAGAUGAAGGCGGCAACUUCAGAACAAGCCGAACACAAACUGACCCUAAAGCAAAAGAAACUGAUUGCCUUCAACAAUUGUCUGUUGGCUUUCUUCACCAAUCAAUCCGAUUGCCAUCUGCUAGCCAGUCGUUUGGGAAAUGCUUACCCGGAUUUAGAAUUUCAAUCACUGCUCAUUCGAGUCAGUCAACUUGCCCGGGACAAAAAGUUCAAGGACGGUAUCGAGUUGCUCGAAACCUACUUGAAGAAGCAACCCAAACAGGAGAUGGAAGUGAAAUUUGCGAUUGUGCAGUUGCACCUUUUAGCUGGCAAUCGAAAGGCUGCAGUGGAGAUUCUUCAAAGCUUCGGAGAAGCGAAAUACCGUGCUGGAGUCGUUUCUGCCCUCGUUACUCUAUAUCUUGGUUUAGACAACAAAUCGGCAGCCUCUGACAUACUAAAAAAUGCCGUCGAAUGGUACAAAAAGAACAAAUCAACUGCCGGAGGCGAUUUAACCGAUAUGUGGCGUCAAGCAGCCAGCUUCCAUCUGCGUGGAGGUGAACCGGAAACUGCCGCAAAAAGCUUGGAAGAACUCCUCAAGAACAAUCCCAACGACAUGAAAAUCCUGGCGCAACUGGUCAUCGCCUAUGCCCAAUACAACCCCAAAAAAGCUCAGGAAGCUAGCAAAAAACUACCUGCCCUAGAAACCCUAGCAACCAGCCAAGAAAUCGAUGCCCUCGAGGCCACCAACUGGAUGAUGAUUGCCAAGGCAGUCAAAAAGAAAAUUCCCACCUCCGGAAAAACCGACCAAUCUCCAGGAACUCCCGGCAGCGAAAUUACCAAGCAGAAGAAAAAAUCCGUUCGCAAACGCAAAGGAAAACUUCCCAAAAACUACGAUGCCAGCUCGGUUCCAGAUCCGGAGCGCUGGUUGCCCCGAUACGAACGGACCGGCUACCGGAAGAAGCGCGAUCGCAGGGUGAAGGAAGUCAUGAAGGGAAGCCAGGGUACGGCUUCCGGCCAGGCCGACCAGUAUGAUAUGAGCAAAUCGUACAACCAGAGCAAACAAUCGCCGGCCACCCCGGCGGCACACGAAAUGAUUACCUCCGGACCGGCACCUCGGCAGCUGCCGCGCAAGAGCCAGCACAAGAAAAAGAAGGGCAAACACUAAAGUGUGGAUUCUGCGCGCCGGACAGCAUUUAUUCGGAAAUGGUAUUUCAAAGUUUAGCUUUUUCAAAUAAAUAUUUGCAUAACA